Exophiala oligosperma is the source of this 937-nucleotide messenger RNA. RefSeq lists its product as uncharacterized. The transcript has a single exon. Bases 37 to 741 code for a protein of 234 amino acids. NCBI's taxonomy places the organism in Eukaryota, Fungi, Ascomycota, Eurotiomycetes, Chaetothyriales, Herpotrichiellaceae. The record is from RefSeq and is a predicted model, not a curated record.
CAGUACUGACGCUGGCAUUCCAAGAGCAAGAGUCCGAUGUCACGGGCUUUCGAGGUCCCUAUUGGACACGGCCAGACAGUGUCGAUCAGAAUAACCGAGCCUGAACUACGAGCCCAACAAUUGAGCUUGCAAACAUGGACCAGUUCCUUUGUCCUUGCCAGGCAGCUCCAUACACUUGAUGUGCAACCAUCUCGCUCGAGCUCAUUGCCGAUCCUGGAGCUUGGCUCUGGGACUGGACUUGUCGGGUUGACCGCCGCCACGGUGUGGGAGACACCAGUCUGUUUGACAGACUUGGCACCACUUCUCCCUGGCAUUGCUGCAAACAUCGCCCUGAAUUUGAAAUGCACCGGGAAUCGUGUCAACUGUGGCUCACUUGAUUGGGACUCACCGGAGCUGCUCAGCCUCGAGGACGGAAGCACUCUCACCCCAGCCAAAGACCCUGCCUCGGUGAUCUUGGCAGCGGACACGAUUUAUAGCGAAGAACAUCCUGAACUUCUGUCGAGGACAAUCCUGCGAUGGCUCACUCCGGGGCCGUUGGCUAGAGUGAUCAUAGCUUAUCCCUUGCGCGUUGCUUACCUGGAUCACCUUCGUGAGUUAUGGCAGCUUCUAGAAGCGGGAGGAUUGGAGGCUAUUGAAGAAGGCAAAGAGCAGGCAGAUGUCAAGGACUGGGACGACGAAUGCUUGAUCGAAUGGUGCGUUUGGCGGUGGAAGUCAGACAAUAACGUCUCGCAGCGGCCAUGAAAUACGAUCACACGCAAGGACGCGUUCUUGAAGAACUUCAGCUUCGGUAAUCAAAGCAUCGUUGCUCCUGCAAGAGCAUUCCAUGGCUUAUUUGCGAUGCUAUCUUCCUCUUAAAGAUCAGCCGUCGAUCUAGAGAAACAUAUUGUGGAAGCUUUAUCUAUCCCGAGGAUCAUGGUGUCAUGGAUUGGGAUGUGAC